AUGAAUCCAGCUCUCAACUAUCGGCAAUCCCGAAGGUCAGCCUGCGAUCGAUGCCGAGGAUUCAAACUGCGCUGUGAGCGCGAUCAUGUGAAUGGCAGAUCAUGCGAAAGGUGUCUCAAAGCUCAGGUCCUGUGUACGACAAGCAUCAACCAUCCUUCUUCAAAUUACCUUUCUUCAAAAAGCGGACAUUGCUCUUACCAAGGGGACUGUGAUCCACGAUCUAUGGGCUUUGAGCGACAUUCUAUGCCUAUUCUGCACAAAUCGACCAACUCCAAAGUGAAGAAGUCUCUAUCAGCAGGCAACGUCCGGAAGCCCGAGUAUCCAAAAUACAACAGUUGGCCGUAUCCAGAGAAUUUUUCACCCUGGGUUACUGAAGAUACGACCCCCUUCUCGGUGGAUAUGGGAUUCCAGGCAGCUUCGUAUCCUGCUACCGUAUUCCCAUUUGAUCAAUGGAACGAGCAACAACCACCUUGGACAACAGGUUUGAACCCGAUGCUCCCUGUCGAAGAUUUCUUCAUCCAGUCAGACUAUGGCCUAUAUCCCCAAAAAUUGGUCCCAAAUGCCCUUCUAAUGGAGCCGUUCAAUCUUCAAGAUGAAUCGUACAACAGUGUCGUAUCAUCUCUGCCUUCAGAGCCUCCUAACAUCUUAGACCCAUGCCCUUCAACUGUCAUGGACGGUAUUUGGGGUGCUUCCUGGGACAGGAUACCUGCGGUCGCCGAAAAUGAAAAGCAAGGAACAAUAAGCACGACUGACUGGAGCACGACAAACAACUACAAUGUGCGCAAAAGGCUGCUUAUAUUGAAUUUAGAACUGAUAGAUGAUCUCGAACUUUUAGAAGCCGACGUGGAUAUCUUGCAACCUUCAGCCUUCUUUGGCGACGACAUCAGCUUCUCGGCCGGGAAGCUUGACAUACCCAUUUUUCGCAUGCUCAGCCAUUCCACACAAUUCUUAGAGAUCCUUCAAUCUGGAAUUGGCUCAUCGGAAAACCCUUCUCAUGUCAUCCCGAGUAUCGAGUUUUCUCUCGGGGAGUUGAAUACAUUUGAGGACGUGAAGUCUUCUCCCCAAAAUGUGAAGCAACGGGGCGCAUCUACCGCAUCAUCCAAUGAUUCGAGUCAUCGCAGAAUAAAUCCAUCCCUAUUGGAUCAGCCAGGAACUUUACUACCACCUCAAUGUGACGUAUCAACGUCCAUGGGAAUACUCACAGUAUACUGCCAUCUUAUUCGCGUCUAUCGAGCCAUUUUCAGCCAAAUCUAUCAACUCUUUAUUCUUGUUCCUCCGGUCGACGCGGCUGCAUUCCUGCUACUGCCAGGCUUACAGUACGGACAGUUUCAGAUGGACGGAAACCUGACUGUACAAAUGCAAUUCUUAAUUGACUUCAGUACUGAAAUGUUGGCAAAGAUUGAGCAGGCUCUAGGGAUGCCUUGCAGCGAUAUGGAUGGAGUAACGAGUCCCGUUGCAUCUAUUUUGGGAAGUGGCCCUUUGGCUUCUGUACGAGACCACAUUAUGACACAGGAGCAAGUUCAGUGUGGGAUUCCUCUGAAAGAAACAAUGAACUGUUUGCGCGAGCUUUUGAAGGAUCCGGUGGAUUAA
Penicillium odoratum is the source of this 1590-nucleotide messenger RNA. RefSeq names its product Zn(II)2Cys6 transcription factor domain-containing protein. Gene Ontology annotation, biological process: regulation of DNA-templated transcription. NCBI's taxonomy places the organism in Eukaryota, Fungi, Ascomycota, Eurotiomycetes, Eurotiales, Aspergillaceae. Gene Ontology annotation, molecular function: zinc ion binding; DNA-binding transcription factor activity, RNA polymerase II-specific. The transcript has 2 exons. The record is from RefSeq and is a predicted model, not a curated record. Bases 1 to 1590 code for a protein of 529 amino acids.